Molecule: messenger RNA, 1545 nt
Organism: Aspergillus versicolor CBS 583.65
Lineage: Eukaryota; Fungi; Ascomycota; Eurotiomycetes; Eurotiales; Aspergillaceae
Gene: aglA
Product: putative alpha-galactosidase
Exons: 1
Coding region: 1-1545 (514 amino acids)
Biological process (GO): carbohydrate metabolic process
Molecular function (GO): hydrolase activity, hydrolyzing O-glycosyl compounds
Source: RefSeq, a predicted model, not a curated record
AUGGCUGCUGCCGUGCAGCCUAUUCUUCCUUUACCUCCGAUGGGCUUCAACAACUGGGCCCGCUACGAAACCAACAUCAGCGAGGCAAUCUUUGUCGAUGCUGCCGAUUGCAUGAUCAAGCACGGGCUACUUUCCGCCGGCUACAACCGCAUCAACCUCGACGACGCAUGGUCGACUAAAGAGCGAGCUUCAAAUGGCUCUAUGGUCUGGGAUGACGCAAAAUUCCCCCGGGGCCUCUACUGGCUCACAUCCCAUCUCAAGUCCAAGGGCUUCAUCCCAGGAAUCUACACCGAUGCCGGUAAUCUCUCCUGUGGCGGAUACCCUGGUGCUCUGGACCACGAGCAGAUCGACUACGACGAUUUCACCAAAUGGGGCUUCGAGUAUCUCAAAAUGGACGGCUGUAAUAUGCCCGAUCCUAGCAGUGAGGAAGUCUAUCACGAGGUCUAUAGCCGUUGGCACAGGCUCCUCUCGUCCGUGGAGAACCCGAUGGUCUUCUCAGACUCCGCCCCGGCCUACUCUGCCAACAAGGACAACCUGACAGACUGGUACACUAUCAUGGGAUGGGCCCAGAGGUAUGGACAACUGGCGCGCCACUCGGACGAUAUCCAGACGUAUCCCGACGGAGACUCCUGGGGGAGCAUGAUGACCAACUACAACUACCACGUCCGCCUGGCGCGCUACCAGAAGGUGGGCUACUUCAACGACCCUGACUUUCUGAAUGUGGAUCAUCCCUCGUAUAGUCUCGACGAGAAGAAGAGCCACUUUGCUCUUUGGUGCGCGUUUUCCGCGCCCCUGAUCCUCAGCACGGACUUGACGGCUAUCACGCCUGAAGAAGUCGAGUACCUCACGAAUAAAGACCUCAUCGCCAUAAACCAGGAUAGCUUAAUCCAGCAGGCGACACUGGUUAGUCGUGAUAAGACGUGGGAUGUCCUGUCGAAGAGCCUUGAAAACGGAGACCGCAUACUCCUUGCUCUGAACAAGGGUGACUCCGCUGCAGACAUUACAAUACCCUGGGCGCGCACCGGUUUCUCACCCAGCGCCUGGAAAGGUUUAAGUGUCAAGAAUCUAUGGACUGGCGAGACGAUUGAUGUCUCUGAAAUCGGAAUUACGGCGGACAGUGUCCCCUGCCACGGAACUGCUGUGUUGCGUAUUAGCAACUCAACUGGCCCUGUUACUCCUACUGGUCUCAUAUUCAACACGCGCAGCAUGAAGUGCCUCACCGAUAGUUCCUCCGGCAGCGUCAUCUUCGCAACAUGCGAUGGAUCAGACGCACAGACCUGGAGCGUUCGCUCGGAUGGCCAUAUUAGUAGCCUCCUGCGCCCGGAAUAUUGCAUAGUCGAUAAGAAGGGGGCCGUUCUGUCUUCCCGGUCUGGUUGUCAGUCGGAUUUUUGGAGCUACGAUGUCUCGGGGAAUGUGGUUAAUGCCAAUUCUAAGAGCUGCCUGACAGAGGCUGCCAAUGGGGUCGCUACUGUUGUUGAGUGUGCAUACGAGCUGAAUGAACAGGUCCAUGCCCUUCCUGUUGGUGUGACUGUUGGAAAUAGGUAG